CUAUCACCAGCAUUACCAAUCACCAUGUCUGACAUCGAAGAAAACGCAUACAACGACGCGCCCGAAAACUACGACGACUUUGAUCAGGCUGAUCACUUCUCCGAGAAUGAGUUUGAAGAUCCUGAACCCGAAACCAAUGGAGAUGUGGACAUGAAAACAGAAGAUGGACGCACCAUCAUCAAUGGAGGAAUUGGACCUGAUGAGUCCAAACCCCGGGCCAAGACCACGGCCGAGCUCGCCAUACCCAAGCACCAGAGAACAACCACGCCGUAUAUGACCAAGUACGAAAGAGCCCGGGUGUUAGGAACCAGAGCUUUACAAAUCUCGUUAAAUGCGCCGGUAUUGGUGGACAUUGAAGGUGAAACUGACCCACUACAAAUCGCCAUGAAAGAGUUGUCCCAAAGAAAGAUUCCGCUUGUGAUCAGAAGAUAUUUGCCUGAUGGGUCGUAUGAAGACUGGGGAUGUGAUGAGUUGAUCAUUGAUUCUUAGACACAAUAACCAUAUGGAGUCAACGUCCCCAUAGACAAAAUAACCAUGUGAAGUCAAUAUCCCCAUAUACAGAAGAUAUGUUUUGAGUCAAGCUGUCCGACACUCACACCCUGCACCAUUGUAUAUUAAUAAACACUACCGAAUUGUCCUAGUCAAUAUACGCGUCCAACCAGUUGGAUGCCAAAAACAACUUCUUACCAUUGCUCUGCUCCUUGACAAAGCCACGGACCAACUCGUCGAAGGUGGCUCUCGAUAAUCGGUUGUCUCCCGAGCCGAUUUCUCCAAGCUGCACCGAGCAGCACGCCUCUUUCAAAGUAUCCACGUCAAUGAUAAGGUCAUUGAUGUCCGACCCUUCAGCAAACACCUGUAGCGCAUUGUGGAUGGUGGUACGGUCAUCCAACUUCAGCAACUGCUGGGCCAUGAUGUUCAGAAACUGGGCGAAGUUUAACCCCUUGGAUGUUUUGUCAUCGGUAGCUACCAUCACCUCCAAAUCGGCUUUACGGGGCGGCUGGAUCCCCAACGUCUUAUAUAACUUGACAAGGUCUUCCUUGGUGAUAAGCGAGUCCUUGGAGUCGCCGUCGAUCAACGUGAAGGCAUUACGAAGCUCGGUCUUCUGGUUAUUGGUGAGACUAUUUAGCGGGAUCAUCUGGCGAAGGU
Messenger RNA from Yamadazyma tenuis ATCC 10573, 1146 nucleotides. It is a transcript of the gene RPO26, whose product is annotated as DNA-directed RNA polymerase core subunit. Gene Ontology annotation, molecular function: DNA binding. Gene Ontology annotation, biological process: transcription by RNA polymerase I; tRNA transcription by RNA polymerase III; transcription by RNA polymerase II. NCBI's taxonomy places the organism in Eukaryota, Fungi, Ascomycota, Pichiomycetes, Serinales, Debaryomycetaceae. The record is from RefSeq and is a predicted model, not a curated record. Gene Ontology annotation, cellular component: nucleus; RNA polymerase II, core complex; RNA polymerase III complex.